AUGUCAAUGUUCAUUGAAGGCAUUUCUAGCUUCAGCGCCCAAACUAUGGAUUAUCAACUAGAUGUUUAUAUGUAUCAACAUAAUGGAUCAGGCCCUCUACUCAUCAGAGAUAAAGAGAUAUUUAAUAAGAUUUGGCGUCCUGAUAUUUAUUUUGCAAAUGCUCGACAAGCCUCAUUCCAGUCAAUAACCGAACCCAAUUUUUAUGUUUGGAUAUUUCCCAAUGGAAGGGUUUGGUAUGACUUGAGAAUUUCUCUCGUUGCUAUAUGCAUGAUGAACUUAUGGAAAUAUCCACUGGAUUCGCAGACUUGUGAACUUAGAAUACUUAGUUAUGCGUAUCCUGAAUCUCAUUUGAGGCUUAGAUGGUGA
This is a messenger RNA of Meloidogyne enterolobii, 366 nucleotides long. The record is from the annotation of a GenBank genome assembly. Lineage: Eukaryota; Metazoa; Nematoda; Chromadorea; Rhabditida; Meloidogynidae.